Messenger RNA from Tribolium madens (black flour beetle), 2253 nucleotides. RefSeq names its product arylsulfatase J. The transcript has 5 exons. The record is from RefSeq and is a predicted model, not a curated record. NCBI's taxonomy places the organism in Eukaryota, Metazoa, Arthropoda, Insecta, Coleoptera, Tenebrionidae. Bases 384 to 2015 code for a protein of 543 amino acids.
UGGUCAACAACAAUUAUCUCGCUAUACACAAAUUUUUCUUAUCCACUCAAAUAUACAAUCACGCACCAAUCAUUAUUCCUGGCAUUUUCAUUACGUUAAUGCAUACAAUGAAUUAACAGUUAGCCCGAGGUGUUUAACAAUAAAUGAACACAUUCAACCAAAACCAUUACAAGCACCUUUCUCGCAGAAAAAUGUUUAUACCGGUUGUGAUCUUAUGCAUGUGAUAAAAAUAUAUUCUGUAGUAAAACUGAACUUGAGUGCUAAUUCGAUAAAAGUGAUAAUUACCAUCAACCAAACUUGUUACUUCCAUACACCGUCUGACCUGAAUACAAAAUUCCGACAGUCGCGCAAAAUUUGAUCUCUUGACUUCUAAUCGAUCUAGUAUGUGCAAAAUUUUCAUCUUCCUUCUAUUUGCAAUAAUUGAAGCAAGUAGCGAGAGGCCAAAUGUGAUUUUUAUCAUUGCGGAUGAUUUGGGGUGGAAUGACGUCGGUUUCCACGGCUCGGGUCAAAUCCCGACGCCCAACAUCGACGCAUUGGCUUACUCUGGUCUAAUUCUGCAAAACUAUUACGUCACACCGAUUUGCACCCCCUCUCGGAGUGCCCUAAUGACCGGAAAAUAUCCCAUUCACACCGGAAUGCAGCACACUGUGCUUUUCGGUGCUGAACCUCGAGGGUUACCCUUGACGGAGAAAAUUCUCCCGGAGUAUUUGAAAGAGUUGGGGUAUACUAACCGACUAGUGGGGAAAUGGCAUUUAGGUUCCUACACGAAGGAAUAUACGCCGCUAUAUCGCGGUUUUGACUCACAUUUGGGUUAUUGGACUGGUCAUCAGGAUUAUUACGAUCACACUGCUGUCGAAAACCCGGGUUGGGGGUUUGAUAUGAGACGGAAUAUGGACUUGGCGUACGACCUCCACGGGCAAUACUCGACUGAUGUUUUUACGCAAGAAGCGGUCAAAAUUAUAGAAAAUCACAAUACGACUAAUCCACUUUUUCUCUACUUGGCUCACGUUGCUGUUCAUUCUGCCAACCCUUAUAACCCUUUACCGGCUCCUGAUGAAACUGUUGAAAAGUUUUCAAACAUUCCGGAUUACAAGAGACAGAGAUUUGCAGCAAUGUUAUCAAAAUUGGACGAUUCUGUCGGUGCUGUGAUUGAAAGCCUUUCAAAAAAAGGAAUGUUGAAAAACUCGAUUAUCAUUUUCUCGACUGAUAAUGGAGGUGCAGCUGCUGGUUUUAAUUUAAAUGCUGCGUCGAAUUUCCCCUUGAGAGGGGUCAAGAAUACGUUGUGGGAGGGCGGCGUCCGAGGGGCAGGACUGUUGUGGAGUCCCCUCAUAAAACAACCCCAAAGAGUAGCUCAUCAAUUCAUGCACAUCAGUGAUUGGUUACCGACUUUGCUAAGUGCAGUGGGAGCAAAUUCAAGGUACAAUAUAAAAAAUAUUGAUGGACUUGAUCUUUGGGAACCUUUAUCUCAAAACAAAAACUCUCCCAGAAGCGAUAUUUUACACAACAUUGACGACAUUUACGGAAAUGCGGCUUUAACAGUCGGGGCUUGGAAACUCGUCAAAGGAACCACUUAUAACGGUGCCUGGGACGGUUGGUACGGCCCUUCCGGCCGCGACUACACUUACAACGUAUCAUUAGUUGUGAAUUCUCCAACGGGAGUUGCUUUAAAAUCAAUCAAUAUGUCUUUAGUCCCUGAAGAAAUAACAAAGUUGCUCAACUCCUCUCGAAUUGACUGUUCAAUGGAUAAAGAGCCAAUUCCGUGCAAACCACUUGAAGAAACUUGUUUGUUUAAUGUGAUUCAAGAUCCUUGCGAAUUGAGAAAUCUUGCCAAAGAGAAUCCGAAAAUUGUAAUGAAUUUAGAAGAAGCGCUUAAUAAAUAUAAUAACACAGCAAUUCCCCCUGGAAAUUUGCCCCUGGAUCCUAGAGGCAAUCCGAAAUACUGGAAUUACACAUGGACGAAUUUUGGGGACUAUAUCAAAGAAAAUAAAUUAACGUAUCGAGUGGAAAUUUUGUAAUAAAAAUAUUUGUACAAUUGUGCGUGUUUUUCUGAUUUCUUGGUAACAUUUUAUGUGGUUAUUGGGAACAAAAAGCAAUGAAAAAACACUUGAACCAGAUGUGAAAAGGAUGUGGUGUCUCUUAACGACUAACAUGUGACGUAAAUACAAAAUCAAACUUAGUUUUACAGUUUUUAUUCAUAAUAAUCAAAUUAAAAAAGUAUCAUUGUACAAAAUAAUAAAUUAGGCGUCUACAAGA